This is a messenger RNA of Dermacentor andersoni, 693 nucleotides long. RefSeq lists its product as uncharacterized. The record is from RefSeq and is a predicted model, not a curated record. Lineage: Eukaryota; Metazoa; Arthropoda; Arachnida; Ixodida; Ixodidae.
CGCUCUCGGUUUGUUAUCGCCAGCACGCGCAAGCCGUCGUCGCCACCAUGAACGCUCUGUUGGCCACCAUUCUUCUGGGCCUGGCGUCCUACGCCGCCGCCGGAGGCUUCACCGCCCCGUCGCCCUACGCCGCCAGCGUGUAUGGUCCGUCUAUCGGAUCCGUUGGCUACGGAUACGGCGGACGCGGAUUCCUGCCUCAGGCCUACAACCUGCAGGUGCGCUUUGGCGGCGGAGUCAAGGCCGGUGUCGCCUACGGCGGCUACGGACACGGAGGAUACGGUCUUGCCGUCGGUGGCUACGGACACGGCGUCGCCCUCGGCCACGGUCUUGGCUACGGAGGAUACGGACACGGUGUUGCCCUCGGCCACGGCGGCUACGGACACGGUCUUGCCCUCGGCUACGGUGGUUACGGACACGGUCUUGGAUACGGAAAGCUCUACGGUUAAACGAACUCACCCAAGCCAGCAGCUGCGCUUGUGUACAUUAACACAGAAACCCGGGCAAAGGCUCCGCAGGACGGAUACGCCAUGUGUUCGCCGUCGGCCAAUGCGCUGAAACUCGAGAGUACAAACACUCUGAGCGAGUAUCUACACAAAACUCUCACAAAAACUAUACCCAUGUGACAUGCAUUACACGUGACAAGCACCAUUCCACGGACCACGAGACACAAUAAAAAGAAAAACGUUUUAUAAA